Molecule: messenger RNA, 1806 nt
Organism: Anopheles cruzii
Lineage: Eukaryota; Metazoa; Arthropoda; Insecta; Diptera; Culicidae
Product: poly(A)-specific ribonuclease PARN-like
Exons: 6
Coding region: 4-1803 (599 amino acids)
Biological process (GO): nuclear-transcribed mRNA poly(A) tail shortening
Cellular component (GO): nucleus; cytoplasm
Molecular function (GO): poly(A)-specific ribonuclease activity; metal ion binding; RNA binding
Source: RefSeq, a predicted model, not a curated record
UCAAUGGAAGUGACAACGAAAAACUUCGCGGAACAGCUGCCCGCGAUUCGCGAGGCGAUCCAGAACGCGUCCUUUUUUGCAUUCGACUGCGAGUUCACGGGCCUAGCGUCGGACCGGCUUAUUUUUCCUUUUGAUACACCGGAAGAGGUGUACCAGAAGACGAUCGAAGCGAGUCCACAGUACAUCAUCGUUCAGUUCGGUUUGUGCGCGUUCCGCGUCGAACCGGCAAGCGAGGGCUCCGCGUCACCACGGCUAACGUACAAGUGCUACAAUUUCUAUUGUUACCCGAAAAACCGAACCAGUGUGUUUAGUUGCCAGGGCGAAAGCCUUCGGUUUCUGGCCGACCAUGGGUUCGACUUUAACAAACUGUUCCGGGAGGGUCUCUCGUUCGCAACCGAAGCCGAAGCGGAGCGGCUGCGUUCGGACUUAAAGGAGCGACAAGCGACCCGGGCUGCCGCAUUGCAAGCGGCAGCAGACGGCAACCCGGAAGGCGCUGAGUCGGACGUCAACAUGGUACCCGUGCCGGCGGAACAUCAGGAGCAGAUUGACGAAACGGCUGCAAAGAUAGAAGCAUUUUUGAAGUCGGACGAUGCGGAACUCAUCGUGGAUAACUGCAACGGAUUUCAGCGCAAGCUAAUCUACCAGAUGAUCGAACAUCGCUUCCAGCAGCAAGUAUCUACCUCAACGGUAACGCUGGAGAACAACCACAAAUGCAUUAAGGUGGAGCGGAAACGAUCGCCCGAGGAAGACAAGGCAUUCGAGGAGAAGCGCAUAGCACAGGAGAACGAAGAAUUGCAGAACACCAUCGGUCUGUCGUUGGUUCUGCAAGAGCUGUCGAAGGCGCGCAAGUUAGUCAUCGGUCACAACAUCUUGCUGGAUCUGCUCUACACUAUCCGGCAGUUCUUCAAGCCCCUCCCAACGGACUACAAGGAGUUUAAGAAGCUGACAAAGGAAAUCUUUCCUCUAUUGCUCGAUACCAAGUACCUGUGCACGAACGCAGAAAUUAAGGUGAACGUCAAUUCGUCAAUCUUGGCACACGUCUACGAAGCGGUAAGCAAGGAGCCAUUUUCAAUACCGACGGUCACUUCCGAGCUGCCAAAUCAUCAGUACACCGGAGAAGAUCAGAAGCAACACGAAGCGGGAUACGAUGCGUACCUUACGGGACUUUGCUUUUUGGGGCUCGUAAGCCGCUUCAAGGUGGACCUGGAAAACCUCACCAAAAAUUCCACAUUGAAGCAAUACAUGAACAGGAUCUUCAUUGCGCGACUGGUGGACAACAAUUACAUCAAUCUCAAUGGCAAAGAGCCCACACACUCGCGGGAUCAUAUAUUCUACGUAACAUUUCCGGAAACCUGGCGCACCGGGGACAUUAUGGGCAAGUUUAAGCCGUUCGGUUCGGUGCACAUUAGCUGGCUGAAUAAUACGUCGGCCUUCGUAUCGCUGCACAACCGGAUCGCGUCCAGCUUGGUGCUGAAAACGAUCGGCUACCAUAGCGGGUUCAGUGUGCACAGCUUUGCUCAGUUCUUGGAAAUGAAACUGCAACGCCUUGGAUUUAAACGACGACGAAACGAUUCGGGUAGUGGUGGAGCAGGAAGCCAGGGAGAGAGCCACGCCGGUGCUGCGAAGCGCGCCAACACCAACGCGGAAAAAGAAAGAGAAGAAAAAGACGAAAAAAUAGGGGCUACCGAUGGGAGCCACGUGUGGGCAGCGGGUAAACGCAAUGACGAAGCCGACGACGAUGCAGGCGGCUGGACGACGGUGAAGAGAGCCCGUAAAACGUUCAACACCAGCGACGAUUGGUAGGGA